CUGGGAGCGGCCGCCAUGUUUGAUACUGGCGACAGUCAGGUCACUGCUCGCGCACUGCCCACUCAGUGUUUGGGCCUGGCGAGCAUGCGCAGAGCGGAGCACCUCGCGCACCAACGGGAGAAUAUUCUCCCAGAAAUGGACUAUGAUCCACCAGAGCUGAAGGAGUCGGGGUUUACAAACUUCAGCGUUUUUGGCGACUGGGAGGAGAGCGAGUUCGAGGUGGCAGAUGUAAAGGAUAUGAGAUUGGAGGCUGAGGCAGUGGUGAAUGAUGUUAUCUUUGCUGUUAGUCACAUGUCAGUUUCCAAAUACCUUCCUAUCGGAGAAGAUGUGGCCUUCAUUAACGUAGAAACCAAGGAGGGGAACAAGUACUGCCUGGAACUGACCGAGGCAGGGCUCCGGGUGAGAUUCCAUUCACACUCAUACAUCAUACUCACACAUCAGUAA
Messenger RNA from Callorhinchus milii (elephant shark), 444 nucleotides. RefSeq names its product gsk3b interacting protein (gene gskip). The coding region runs from base 16 to 444 and encodes 142 amino acids. Gene Ontology annotation, biological process: regulation of canonical Wnt signaling pathway. Gene Ontology annotation, molecular function: protein kinase A binding; kinase regulator activity. The transcript has 2 exons. NCBI's taxonomy places the organism in Eukaryota, Metazoa, Chordata, Chondrichthyes, Chimaeriformes, Callorhinchidae. The record is from RefSeq and is a predicted model, not a curated record. Gene Ontology annotation, cellular component: cytoplasm.